This is a messenger RNA of Drosophila innubila, 2332 nucleotides long. It is a transcript of the gene Octalpha2R, whose product is annotated as alpha-2C adrenergic receptor. The transcript has 3 exons. Gene Ontology annotation, molecular function: G protein-coupled amine receptor activity. Bases 1 to 2106 code for a protein of 701 amino acids. The record is from RefSeq and is a predicted model, not a curated record. Lineage: Eukaryota; Metazoa; Arthropoda; Insecta; Diptera; Drosophilidae. Gene Ontology annotation, cellular component: membrane. Gene Ontology annotation, biological process: adenylate cyclase-activating adrenergic receptor signaling pathway.
AUGGAUUACACCAAGGUGGAGGCCAGCAUCAAUACGGGCAACAUAAGCACCGAUGACUUCCUCGCGGUGUUCACAAGCGGCACAACAACAACCACAACGGCCACGCUGCCCAAUGGGAGUCCAAGUGGCGCCCUCAAUCCGCCCCUGGUGACCGUUGAUGGGCAGGUGCUGUUGCCGAAUCUGCUGGACCUGACGUCGCCAGUGAAUGACACGAUCUAUUUGCUGAAUGGCAGCUUCUACAACAACGGUCUGCAGUUGGCUGGAAGCUACUACAACCAGACGACGGGUAAUCAGAGCAGCGGGUUGGGGCUGCUGGGGAACAACAGCAAUGCCACCGAGAUGCACUGGGAUGGACGAUAUCCGAGUGGAUAUACGCUGACGCACAUUGUGAUUGCCUCGAUUAUUGUUACCAUACUGAUGAUCAUCAUUGUGGUGGGCAAUAUGCUGGUGAUCAUUGCCAUUGCCACCGAGAAGUCACUGAAGAAUAUACAGAACUGGUUCAUUGCCUCAUUGGCCGUCGCCGAUUUCUUUCUGGGUCUCAUCAUUAUGCCGUUCUCGUUGGCCAACGAGCUGAUGGGCUACUGGAUCUUUGGCAGCUGGUGGUGCGACAUACACUCGGCCAUGGAUGUGCUGUUGUGCACGGCGUCCAUCAUGAAUCUGUGCCUCAUCUCGCUGGAUCGCUACUGGAGCAUCACCAAGGCCGUCGACUAUCUAAAGUUGCGAACACCCGCCCGUGCCGCCGUCAUGAUCACGGCGGUGUGGAUUAUGUCCGCUCUCAUCUGCAUUCCGCCGCUGCUCGGCUGGAAGGUCAAGAUGCCCGAGGGUCCCCUGCCCAAGUGCGAGCUAAGCGAGGACAUUGGCUACGUGCUCUACUCGGCGCUGGGAUCCUUUUACAUACCCAGCUGCAUUAUGGUAUUUGUGUACAUACGAAUUUAUUUCGCCGCCAAGGCGCGGGCGAGACGCGGCAUUAAAAAACAUCCGCGUAAAACAAACAACGAACAGGUUACGAGCUUCACCACCGCCAACAAGAAAGGAACAAUACCGAUGCCAUCCUCCAGCGGCGCAACGCAGCUGCAGCUGCAUCAGCAGCGACAGAUAGCCACCAUUGAGACACCACCGAACAGUGCGACGUUACCCAUGCAAAUACCGACGGUAACCAUGGAUCUGGCCUCCGAUAUAUCCACCUCGGAGGCGGGCGAACUGGAGGUCGUUGCCGCCCAGGCAGCGGCCUUGGCCUAUGCCAAUCCCAAUCCCAAUCCCAAUGGCAAUUCAAGCCUGACCACAACAGCAGUUAGCAGCGGUCUCAACUCGCCAAAGGAGACACUUCAGGUGAGCACCAUUGCCACGGGUCGUGGCGUUGCACUCAAUGUCCCAGUGCCGCCGUCCAUGGGCAGCAGCAAUUCCAUCAAUGUGCUGAACAACAACAAUGGCAGCAUUACCACAGACGGAGGCAGCAACAGUGCAGCGACCAAUAGUGGAGUCGCAAGUGGCGGUGCUGCUGUUGCAGCUCCAGGCAACGAGCUACGCGUCUCACCCCUCGCCGGACGAUGUCGUGCUCUGUCCGUAGGCAUUGAUACCGACAUGGUGAGUGAAUUCGAUCCUUCCAGCUCGGACUCGGGCGUGGUCAGUCGCUGUGCGGUUGUCAAACCGCUCAAGUUUCGCCUUUGCCAGCCGAUCUUUGGCCGCAAGUCGAACCAGCAGCGUCGCAGCGAGACCAAGGCAGCAGCUGUGGCAGCCAAGAACAGUGCAGCAGCUGCGGCGGCUAAGAGCAAGGAGUUGGCGGCCAAAACGGAACUGGAACCGGCCAUACCGAAAACGCCAAAGCCUCGCGAUCCGGAGAAGGAGAAGCGACGCAUUGCCCGCAAAAAGGAGAAACGUGCCACACUCAUCCUUGGCCUAAUUAUGGGCAGCUUCAUUGCCUGCUGGCUGCCAUUCUUCUUCCUGUAUAUACUGGUGCCCGCCUGUAGUAGUCAUUGCAAUAUACCGGAAUCGGCAUUUGCGAUUGCAUUUUGGUUGGGCUAUAUGAACUCAGCUCUCAAUCCGGCCAUCUAUACCAUCUUCAACAAGGACUUCCGACGCGCCUUCCGGCGCAUCCUGUUCAAGUGAUGUUUGGCCUACGUGUGCUGUUACAGGUGCGUUUAUGCGAGCAUCGAGAAGGCUACCGAACGUGCCAUGGGCAGCACACCCAUGGGCUAUGGGCAUGGCAUGUAUCAGCAUUACAGGCGUUAGAUUUGCUUCGUUUACCCACUCGUCGUAACAAGUGUUCUAUUUUCAAUUUUAUGUUCGCAUCUUCAGUUGAAUUCUGUUGCCUUUUGCCUUUUGGUUCUCCAAA